GAAAGUUGAAAACUUAAAGCACCCAAAAUUCGAAAGUGACACGAAGCGCAUGAUAUUGAGAACCAGGUCACUAUAUAAAUAGGCUGUAAUAAGAAAUAAUUAAGAGCUCAACCUUACAUUGUUUUGGCAGACAAAAGGGAAAAAAAAUUGUUUUUGAUGGGUAGCAUAGCAGAAAGAUGGAGAGAACUAACUGGGGAGAAGAAGUGGGAGAGUUUAUUGGAACCCCUUGAUAAUGAUCUCCGCAAGUUAAUUAUUCAUUAUGGUGAAAGAACUCAAGCUGUUAUAGAUGCCUUUAAUGACGAAAAGGUAUCGAGAUGGGUUGGAUUGAGCCGAUACUCAAUGAAGAACUUGUUCCGCAAAGUGGGGUUGGAGAUAGGCAAUCCAUACGAGUACAAAAUAACCAAAUUCCUUUAUGCAAGGUCAGAAAUCCAAAUCCUUGAUUGGUUUUGCCCUGGGGAAUCCAAUUGGAUCGGCUAUGUGGCAGUGACCACCGACCAAGGAAAGGCAGUCUUGGGAAGGAGGGACAUUUUGAUCACUUGGAGAGGAACCAAGCGAACCUAUGAAAUGAUUAACGAUCUUCAAGCAGAUUUAGUCUCAGCCGCUGAUAUUCUUGGAGACAAUGAAAAUCCAAGGGUGCACCAUGGUUGGCAUUCUAUAUACACUGCUCAAGACCCCAAAUCCAUUUACAAUCAAACCAGCGCUAGAGAUCAGGUUCUAAGUGAGGUUAGGAGACUGAUGGAUUUUUACAAAGACGAAGAAAUCAGCAUAACUUUGACAGGCCAUAGCUUAGGUAGCGCAGUGGCCACUCUGAAUGCAGUGGACAUUGUUACCAAUGGAUAUAACAAGCCGACAAGCAGACCAGACAAGGCUUGCUUGGUCACUGCCAUUGUAUUUGCCAGCCCUCGCAUUGGGGACUCAGGCUUCAAGAAAGUCUUCUCAGGACUGAAAAACCUUCGUGUCUUACGCAUCGAAAAUGAGUUAGACAUCGUCCCUUCACUGCCAUUACCAUUACCUUUACUAAACUAUACCCAUGUUGGGAUGGAAUUAGUGAUCGAUGCCCGAAAAUCUCCUUUCUUGAAAAGCCACGUAGAUUUGAAUAAGAAUCUGAUGAUUGCUCAUCAGUUGGAGAUCUACCUGCAUGGAGUUGCGGGUACACAUGGGGACAAAGGAGAGUUCAAAUUAGAGGUUAAUCGAGAUAUCUCACUUGUAAACAAAUACCUGGAUGCACUGAAAGACGAACAUAAAGUUCCAACUAAAUGGUGGAUGGAGAAGAACAAAGGAAUGGUUCAGCAAGACGAUGGUUCCUGGAUAUUGGAUGAUCAUGAACCAGAUCAUCCUCCAACUCUAACAUAAUCUAUUUUUAGAUAAGCUUCAUAUGAUGAAGCCUUUAUGUUCCAACUUACGGGUUUACUUUUAAUUACUUGUACAAGUAUAGUUAUUAAGGAUAAAAAAUUAUUGCAGUUUAUGUGUAUAUUUCUUGUGAAAUUAUAGUCAUUGGAGUGUAUCAACCAAAUACAAAAAAUGGUAUUAUGUAGAGUCGGGUAGGGUUUUUCUCA
Molecule: messenger RNA, 1556 nt
Organism: Gossypium arboreum
Lineage: Eukaryota; Viridiplantae; Streptophyta; Magnoliopsida; Malvales; Malvaceae
Product: phospholipase A1-IIgamma-like
Exons: 2
Coding region: 157-1353 (398 amino acids)
Biological process (GO): lipid metabolic process
Molecular function (GO): glycerophospholipid phospholipase A1 activity
Source: RefSeq, a predicted model, not a curated record